UUAAGUAAUAAUGGAAUGAGUGAAUGAAAUGGUGACAAACGAAGCCAGAAGCUCUGUAAUUUUAUGCCGUUCUUAUUAAGUUUGCAUAGGCUCCCCUGGAUUAUGAAUCAGUCACUCAGCCUGCUUAUGACUUACGAAUCACAUGCUUUUCAUCUGGUCGGAUUGUAUUUCUUUCUUGUGGCAACAAGUGAAGUAGCUGUGCCGAACUGUGAGCAACUUUUUGCUGAAUCUGAAAUCAAGAUAAGAAGCGGCAAUGGGUCAGAACAAUGAGAAUAGAAUGGAUUGCAGCGCAUAUGUCAAAAGUAAGCUUGGUAUUUGAAGUGCUGGAUGCAUAGAAACCAUAAAAAUUGACUCAACGAACUGACAGAGCAACUCUUGUUCUGUACUUAGUUAUAAAAUUGACUGAUCAAUCCAUUCGAUUGCUGAUGCAUAGGCUCCCCUUAGAACCAAGCAUGUACGUGUCAGGCGCACAUGCCGCUUCAUCUUCAUCUUUGCUAGAAAAGGCAGAUCGAUACAACUCAACUCAUUAGGAUUCAUUUACAAAGCAAAUAUUGCAUCAGCUAAUAGCUAGUAGCAAAUUUUGUGUCUAACCACACAACAUGUAACUUCCCAGCGGUGUCAUUCUUACCACAUGGCAAGCAAACAAACAAAUCUGGACAAAGUCAAUCUUCAUGAUACACCUUCCGUUCUUUUUUUAUCCUUCCGAGCCUCUCCCUUGGGCUUGUGCUCCUCUACCUCCUCGGCUAACUUGGUGGUCAGCAAUGUCUUGUGCGUUGACGACAGGAUUGGACCCUAAUGCGAGGGAAACUUGUUACUGAUCGCCCAUUGUACAGCAGCCAAACAAUAAGAAAGACUGAAAGAGUAAAGUACAUUUCUGAUCCUUUAAAUUGUGUCUUUUAAAGACUUAAUGGCUCAAACGGGCUGUGGUUUCACCUUACAAACUAGAACUGGCACAUGGACUCACAUGUCAGCCUCUGUCUCACUUUUCUCCGUUCUCUCUUACUUGUCCCUGCCGUCACCUGUUGGUGCCGAUCCGGGCACUAAUCACUGUGUUGAGAACCGGCGGCGGUGCUCUCUACACAGGCGCAGACGGUUCACGGGCAGAGACCGGACGGUCAGUGACCUGGAGCAGGGCUAGGGUUCCUUGCCUGAUGAUCCGCGCGUGCGCAGGGGCGGCGGAGUUCGCCGACGGCGCCAAAAUCUCGCUCCCGGGAGUAUAGGUGUACAUUUAGGCUGUGCCUAACAGGCCGACACAAAGCACACAAUUUUAGGCACGGCCCAACCUAUUUGCGGGCCCAGGCCGGCCUGGCACAAUGCAUGGGCCGUGCCUGGGCCUCAACUCAAGCACACGGGCCGGCCUGGCACGGCCCAUUUAACUAAGGCACACUAAAGCUCACUAAACUUAAAAACCCUAGUCCCUAGCGAUCCUAUCCGUCGACCGUCCGAUCCAACGGCCACUUCCCCACCCACACAGACACGGGCACACGACCAUCAGCCACACCAAUUCUAUUUGGCGCGGUUUGGGCGUUUGGCACAGGCACAGGCGCAGCGCACAGCAAACCCUAAUCCUAAACGGCGGCUCUGCCUGCGUCUUCCACUCUUCCCGCCGCCGCUCGCUCAACGCUCAUUCCCUACUCCCUCGUCUUCGCGCUGCCGCUCGCUGCACCGCCUCCGGUCUCCCUCUUCUUCGCGCGGUCGCGCCGCCUCCGUGUCCCAAACGGCCAGCGAGCCCGCGAGCUUCCUCGACAUCGGCAAUGGCGCAAGGAAAUGGAGGUGGCGCCCCGACUCCACUUCCCCAGCUCGGUGCACGGGCCACGGCCACCCUGUAUCUACCUCAACGGCAAGCCACAACAGCGUCUACCGCAGAUCCGACUCCGAAUCAUCCGACCUCCAUUGAGGAUGGCGCUGGUGGCAGUUCUUCGUUCACGCCAACGCCGAGUGCAAGCCCAACUGUUGUAGGCAGCAGCUCGGACACAGGUAACAAGCGAGGUAGGAAAACCACCUCUGAUGUGUGGAAUGACUUCGAGCAACUCUACAAACAAGUUAAUGGUAAGAAAGUCAGGUAUGCAGCAAAAUGUCACUACUGCAAAUCACAGUUAACUGCUAAGGGUGGUACAGGUCAUUUGCAUCGACAUCGUAUUGCUUGUGCAUCUAAAGCUGACCGUGCAAGUAGGCCACAAUCUUUACUUCAGUUUAAUGGUGAUGGUUCUGUGCGUUCAUGGGAUUAUAAUGCUGCUACUGCUCGUACUGAAAUGUGUCGUUUGAUUGCUACUUUAGAUCUUCCUUUGGGUUUUGGUGGUCAUCCUGCUUUUGAACGUUACAUUAGACGCUCUCAUAAUCCUAGGUUCCGUUCUGUGUGUAGACAGACAACGACUAGAGAUCUUGUUAAGUUUUUCAAGCAACGUCGUACCGUGUUGAUUGAUCUAUUGCAAUCUAGUGUGUCAUCUGUUGCACUCACAUCUGAUAUAUGGUCUGGUAAUGCGAAGGAAGAUUAUAUUAGUGUUGUUGCCCAUUUUGUUAAUGUUGAUUGGUUGUUAGAGAAAAGAGUCAUUGGAAUGAGGCUUAUUGAUGUUUCGCAUAGUGGCUCUAAUAUUGCAGAGCGGGUUGCAACUGUUGUUGAAGAGUUUAAGUUGAUUGAUAAGGUUUUUUCUGUUACUCUAGAUAAUGCAUCAGCUAAUUCUAAUGCUAUGAACAUCCUUGCACCAAGAUUCUCUGGUUAUGUUGGUUCUCUAUUCUUGCAUCAGAGAUGUGCAUGUCACAUAAUUAAUCUCAUUGUAAAAUCUGGUUUGAAGCGUUUGAAACCUUAUGUUGAAGAUUUCAGAACUGCAAUAUCAUUUUUAAAUGCUUCCAACCAACGCAUCGCUGCAUAUAAAUCUUAUUGUGUUGCUAUGGAUGUUCGUCCUCGCAAAUUUGGUUUGGAUAUGGAUGUUAGAUGGAACUCUACAUAUCUAAUGCUAAAACAUGUCAUUCCAUAUAAGACCACAUUCUCUGUUUUUAUCCAAACACACUAUCAGCAGGUGAUGGGUCAAACAUUACUUACACAAGCACAUUGGGAGAUUGGUGAGAAAAUUCUAACCUUUCUUGAGUUGUUUUAUGAUUCAACUGUUGCUCUAUCCGGAAUUUAUUAUCCAACCUCUCCUCUUAUGUUGCACCAUAUUAUUGAGAUUGCUUCUCAUCUGAGCAACUAUGAGAACGAUAUAUUGCUUAGAGAUAUUGUUGUGCCUAUGAAAUCUAAAUUUCUUAAGUACUAGAAAAACAUUCCUAUACUAUAUUCAUUUGCUUUUGUCUUAGACCCUAGAGCUAAACUCAGAGGUUUCAACAGUGCACUCCAGUUUCUUUCUAAUGUGACUUUUACUGAUUACUCUGAUUAUUACAAUAACGUGCGUACUGAGUUAUCUAAUGUUUUUGCCAAGUAUGAUAGCAAAUUUGGUGGCACCAGGUUGCAAAGGGCAACUCAAUCCGUAAGUACUAGCAAAGUGAAAUCUGCUUGGGGUAAGAUUUAUGGUACUUCAUCUUCUAACACUGGAACUACUACUACUUCUGUUGGCCAUACUUCUUCGCCUUCUAAUUUUUGUCCAGUCUCUGAGUUGUCCAUGUAUGUUGGCAGUGAUCCAAUUACUAUGUUUGAUGAUGAUUUUGAUAUUCUUAGUUGGUGGCGUGAGCAUAAGAAUACAUACCCUAUUCUCUCCAUUUUAGCUAAGGAUGUUCUAACUGUACCUGGAUGUUGUAACUGUACCUGUUUCAACUAUUAGCUCUGAAUCUGUUUUUAGUCUUACUGGCAGGGUGCUUGAGGAGAGGAGACGUUGUCUAACUAGUGAGAUGGUGGAGACCUUGACAUGUUUGAAGGAUUGGCAGAUGGGCGACGAUCGAGAACAGCACAACUUGGAGAAUCCAGAGCUUCAACAAGCCUUCGAGAAUCAGUAUCUAGAUGGUGAUGGUGAUGAUAAUCAAGAUGCUCAACCUGUUAUUGUUGCCUAGUGUGCAUGUGGCCGUGUAGGAUUUUAUCAUUGUAUCUGUAUUUCGUAUGUAUGGCUGUAUUACUCAACUAAACUCUCGAAACAUUGAACUGAUUACUAUUUUUGAGCUGGUUGUACUCUUUUCCCUUCUGACCAAAGGUUUUUAAUGAGGCAGCCACAAAACAGCUCAAUUUUAUUUGGUCAUAUAUGUUCUGUA
Molecule: messenger RNA, 4173 nt
Organism: Zea mays
Lineage: Eukaryota; Viridiplantae; Streptophyta; Magnoliopsida; Poales; Poaceae
Product: pyridoxin biosynthesis protein ER1
Exons: 2
Coding region: 1755-3251 (498 amino acids)
Biological process (GO): pyridoxal 5'-phosphate biosynthetic process; amino acid metabolic process; pyridoxine biosynthetic process
Molecular function (GO): amine-lyase activity
Source: RefSeq, a predicted model, not a curated record